AGAGGUCAAAAAAAAGUUCACGUUUUACAUUUACAAAACGAUAAAAAUACGUUAAGUAUUACGAUGGUGAUACAGUGCGACCAGUUGCUUCAUUGUAAUUAAUCCGUUCGUUUAUUACGAUUAGAAUGCGUUUUUACGGCGUCUAUACGGUUUCGUAAGUGUCGUCAUCGCUUUCGUCAUGGGGAUGGGCUGGGCAGAAGAGUCACGUGCGCUCAUGACACACGCGCACACACACAGUAGUGGUACUGACACAGCAGCUUCUGUAGCGUGUUCUUCGAGGUCUUCUUUGCUUUCUCUCUCCUCUUUCUUGACACUGAUGUGACUGGCCAACAAUGUUGCGCUCAAUUUUGAAGGACUCUGCAACUAAAGAUGAUAAAAGAUUCGUUCUCGUACACUUUCCAUCUGAUAAUACUACCUCUAUUGUUAAAAUUGGAUGUGUCAUUCCAAUAGAAGAUUCUGUAGUAAUUGGGGCUCAGUGCCGAGUAAAAGAAAGGAGAAAGGUAUAUGAAGGAAAAAUUUUAGGAAUUGGAGAUGACAUGAAUGAGCUUGUAGCUAUAGAAAAUGCUUUCCUUGAGAGUGAUUCAGAAGAAGAUAAUGAGGAACUUGGUGAGGUGAAUGGAAAUGAAGAUGCUGGCAACAGUAAAGUACAGGAGAAGAAAGAUGCUGGCAGUGGUAUAGUACAUGAGAAGGAAGAUGCUGGCAAUGGUAAAGUACAGGUGAAGGAAGAUGCUGGCAACAGUAAAGUACAGGUGAAGGAAGAUGCUGGCAACAGUAAAGUACAGGAGAAGGAAGAUGCUGUCAAAGAGAAGUCGAAGAAAAGGAAGGCUCAGAAUCAUUCUAACCAGGGCAACAAGAAACAGAAAGUUGAUAAAAAUAAAGAAACAAAGCAGAAAAAUGAAAAGCCAAAGGGAUCAAUUAUUGUUAUUGACUAUAAUGAACCUGAGAAUGAUGCUUCUACUGCUACUUCUACCUUAGCUAUAAAUGAAAGUGGAUCAGAAGAUUGUAUAACUGAAGGUGACAAGGCAAAAACAGAUACUGAUCAUAAAGACAAUGAUUCAGUUUUCUUGGAGCUUAACAUUCAACUUGAUCUAUUUGAGACUAGGCUCAAUGCAAUGGAGCAAUCUCUCAGUGAUAUUGUUCAAAGAGUAUCUCAAUUAGAGAAUGGUAAAGGUCCUCCUCAUACACAGUCACCAAUUCUUGUUGAUCGGCGAAAUUCUUUACCACAACAGUAUAGUACACCUUAUUAUUCAUCUCAGCAUGUAAAGCAACACAACUACCAGUACCAGCACAUGCAGGCCUCUUACCUACCAAAGCAGCAAGAUACUUCUGACUUUUUUGCACUUUCUGAUGAAGAAGAAGAUGACCCUCCCCCCCUCCCUGAGCCUGUCCAACCAGCUUCUAAUGCUUACUCAAUGCCUCCCUAUCCAAUUUUACCUUACCAACCAGCUCAAUAUUUGCAACCAAAACAGCUGGUACAUGCCUAUGAAGAAGAUUCCGUAUCACCGAAUAGUCAAGUUUCGAAAUGUUUUCCGAUUCUAGGGAAGACAAAGAAGGGCCAACAAGUUAGCCUUUCAAGCAUGGAAAUAAAUAAAGAAAACCUUUGUUGCCAUGACAUUGUAAUAAAAAAGAAUAUUCAUUUGCAUAAGGAGGCUCAUGUAGGGAAACUGGCUGUCAAGCUAGCUAAGGAAUGUUUUUUUGGGGAAGACAUAUUAAAGAAGUGCACAGUGAUGGGAUGCCGAAAUAUACCUGCUCUGCCAUUGAAGGAAUUAAAUGACUUAAAGCAAGUGAUUUUUAAACUGUUUCCAAGUUUUUGGCAAAAUCCUGCUGGAUUUGAAACUGAAAUUUGGUCUCAAUGUGUCAAUUCCAUUGGGCAACUUUGUAAAAGGCUAAGAAGUUCUUGAGAGUUGUUUAUUGCAAAGAUAAUUA
Molecule: messenger RNA, 1926 nt
Organism: Amphimedon queenslandica
Lineage: Eukaryota; Metazoa; Porifera; Demospongiae; Haplosclerida; Niphatidae
Exons: 7
Coding region: 333-1901 (522 amino acids)
Source: RefSeq, a predicted model, not a curated record